This is a messenger RNA of Naegleria gruberi, 3871 nucleotides long. RefSeq names its product diaphanous-related formin. Gene Ontology annotation, molecular function: actin filament binding; small GTPase binding; microtubule binding. Gene Ontology annotation, cellular component: actin filament; cytosol. NCBI's taxonomy places the organism in Eukaryota, Heterolobosea, Eutetramitea, Acrasida, Naegleriidae. Bases 1 to 3855 code for a protein of 1284 amino acids. The transcript has a single exon. The record is from RefSeq and is a predicted model, not a curated record. Gene Ontology annotation, biological process: actin nucleation; regulation of cell shape; cortical actin cytoskeleton organization.
AUGGAAAACAUUGCCUACUUUAUGCAAACCACACAAAAAGCUGGACUCAAACUAAAUUGGACACUGAAGGCACUUCAUAAGAAUGCCGACAUGGAUGCUGUACUAUUAUCUUUAAUUGAUUUAUCCAAUCACAUUAAACAGAAUAAUAAUGAAGGAUUCAAGGGACCAUUCUUGGAAUUGGGAAGUUCUACUGCUACCACCACCACUACUACUACUUCUGCUGCUUCCUCUGAUAAUUCAUCAUCCACAUCAUCACCAGCAUCUGUAGGAACAUCAUCACCCCAAGUGAAAACAAGUGUUCCCGAACCAACAACACCAAAAGUCAUCAAGAAAACAUCAAAUAAUGUAACACCUGGUACUGAUUCGAAUGUUGAUUCACCACCGACCAUUACAAGUAGCAGUAAUGGAGGUGUUCAAUCUAGAUUAAAGAGAUUUUUUGGAGGUGGAUCAAACGAAUCUAAAACAAAUGAAACUAAAUCAGAACAAACACCUUCUCCACCAGUUACUUCAAAUAUUUCGACAACAUCAGCAACAACAACACCAACAAAACAAUCAACAAUUCCAUCUGUUACUUCUACUCCACCAGUUUCGAAUACUAGUUCAACACCAUCAUCAACUAAUAGCACUCCUGUAAGGACAUCGUCUGCAACAAGUGUCACAACUCCACAAAAUUCUUCCUCAAGGAAUCUUCUCAGUUCACCAGCAAGUUCUUCAUCCCUAACUGGAUCAUCACCAAGAAGAUCAAUUGGAGGAAAUUCAGAUGAUGACGAUGACGAUGAAGAUGAAGAAGUGAUGGAUGAAGAAAUUUUAACUCAUGUUAAAAAGUUGAAGGAAAGUGUGGAAAAUCCAACUCCUGAAUAUUUGAGAGUUUUAAAUCAAAAAUUGGAAGCCAAAUCACUCAAGUGGUGCAACAAAUUUGCCAAUGAUAAGGGAGCUUUCUAUUUGGGAGAAAUUAUCAUAACAACCAAUAAGAAGUAUAAAGGAGCUAAUGAAAAGAGUAUUCAGGAACAAGCUUUGAAUUGUCUCAAUACUUUGAUUGAUGUUGGAGCAUUAAAUGGUAUAAUCAAAUAUACAUCAAUUGUCUUUGCAAUUGUCAUGUUAACAGAUAAUAAGGAAUCAUUGAAAACAAGAGUGAUGGCUCUUGAAUUGUUAUCACUUAUUUGCACUUUUAAUGAACAAGGUUUUUGGGUUGUUUUGGAAGCUUUUGGACAGUGUAAAGUUGAAAAGAGAGAACCAAAGAGAUUUUUCGAUAUUGUUGAUGGGUUGAAGAAUGAAAAGGAUGAGAAAUUCAAAGCAUUCUGUUUAUUAUUAUUCAAUUCCCUUAUUAACACACCUCAAGAUACCUCAAUAAGAAUUUUAUUGAGAAAUGAAUUGAAAUCUCUUGGAUUGGAUGAUAUUGUUACAAAACUUCAAAAGGAUGUUGAUAGUGAUACUAUCAAAGAGGAAAGUCUUAAGGAUCAAAUCAGAGCUUUUGAUGAAGAAAUGAUGUCCAGGUUUAUUGAAAAUGAUGAUGAUGAAGAUGAGGAGGAAGAAUCUAACAGUUCUCUGAUUGACACCAAGUCUAUUAAGGAUCCACUCCAAUUGAUGAAGUUAUUAACUAUCAAACUUGGUGGUAGUUCAGUUGGUAUCAGUAAUUUGAGAAAUAUUUUACAACAUUUAUUGGAAUACACCCAAAUUAUUCCUCAUGAAAUGGAUGAUAUCAACAAGUCUGACAAGAUUCUCCAGGACAGUUGGAAGAAUAUUGACAACAUGUUGCAUGCUCUCACCAACGAUUCAAUCAUGACCAAGAAUGUAGUAGCUGAUGUGAUAAAGAGUGAAAAGAUGUUAAAGAUUCUUUUACAAAAAGGUAACAAGAAAUCGAAGGAAUUGGAUCAAGAGGUUGAAAACUUGAAGAAGGAAAAUGAUGCUCUCAAAAGAGGAGUGAAAUAUGAACCAGAAAUAACAUUGCCAUCAGGUUCUGGAGAUGCUAAGCCAACAACUGAAGUUGCCAUGUUGACAAAGCUUGUCAAACAACAGAAAGAAAAGCUCGAAGCUAUGAAAAUUUCACUUGAAGAUUUAGAGAAGCAAAAUAUUGAUCUUUUGAGAAAUAUUAAGGAAAAAGAUGCUGCUAUUGAAUCAUUCAGGUCAACUGGUGUCAUGCCAACCAACGUGACGACUUCAACUGAAGGUGUUCCACCAAUUCCAAGUGGAGGCGAUUCAUCGCUUAUUCCACCACCACCAAUUGGUGGUGAUGUGCCUCCUCCUCCUGGUAUGGGAAUUCCACCUCCUCCUGGUAGUUCUGGCGUUCCUCCACCACCUGGUGGUGUCCCUCCUCCUCCUGGUGGAGGCGUUCCAUUGCCACCUGGUGUUCCAAAGACUCCAGAAAUCAAAUUACCUGAUUUACCAAAGAGAAGUUCCAAGAAACCACUCAGAAACUUCUAUGGUGAUCCUAUCAGAAAGCAAAAAGUUGGUACUACCGCUUGGGUUAAGGAUGGUAUUGCUGAAAGAACCAAAGAUAUUGAUAUCGAUCCAAAUGAAUUGGAAGAUCUCUUCUCCAAUGUACCAAAGGAAAAGGAAUCUACCAAAAAGGAGAGAAAGAUCAAAGAGUUGGUUUCAUUCAUCGAUCCUCAAAAAUCGAACAAUCUCUCAAUUUUGCUUGGUUAUUUGCGUCUUGACAAUGAAGACAUUAAGAAUGCCAUUAUAGAUAUGGACGACGAAAUACUUUCUCAACAAAAUAUCGAAUCAUUGAAGGAUAAGGCCCCAACUGAAGAAGAAAUUCAAUCAAUUAUGGCUUAUACAGGUGAUAAGGAUUUAUUGGCUCCAGCUGAUAAAUUCUAUUUGGCCAUCAAGGAUGUUCCAAGAUUGGCUGGAAGAUUGAGUUGUUGGGCUUUCAAGUACAAGUUUGAAUCUAGUAUUCCUGUAGUUAUUCCAGAUUUGGAGACUGUCUUGUUUGCAUCUCAGGAAGUUCAAAGAAGUAAGAAAUUCAAAGAAUUACUUACAGUUAUUCUUGCCAUUGCAAACUUUUUGAAUGCCAACUCAUCUAAGAAGGAUUCCUAUGGUUUCACACUUUCUAGUUUGUCAAAGUUGAAGGAUACUAAAGCAGUUGAUGGUAAGACAACCUUACUUCAAUAUAUUGGUAUCUUCUGUACAAAGAAGAAUCAAAAUGUUUUGAGAAUUAGAGAAGAUUUCGGUAAUUUGGAAAUGGCUACAAGAGUGUCCUUUCCAGAAACUCUUUCUGAAAUCUCCAAGUUGAAAGCAGGUGUUGAAGAAAUUGAAAAAGAAUUGAACAGACCAGAGUGGAAGAAUAAUAAGAACGACAAGUUCUAUAAGAUUAUGAGCGAAUUUUUGGAAAAUGCUAAGGGUGAUAUGCGUGUUGUCAAUAUUUUGACAGGAAAGAUUGAACUCAGUCUCAAGACUUUGGCAGAUCUCUAUGCAGAAGAUGAAAAGAUUUUAACAAAGAAUCCAACUGAAUUCUUCAUGCAAAUAUUCACAUUCUUGGAAUCAUUCCUUUCCAGUUUGGAAGAUUAUUUGAGACAAAGAAUUUUAGAAAGAAGGAAGAGAGAAAAGAGAGAAAAACAAAGACAAUUGGAGUUGAGAAAGAUGCAACAACGAAAACAAAUGGAAUUAGAAGCACUCAAAAAGAAGAAACAACAAGAAACCUCACCUGCAGCUGCAGGUGGUGAACUAACACCAGAAUCAGGAGAAAAACGAAAUAUCAAACAAGCUAUCAGACAAAGAAAGCAAAGCAUGAUGUCAGGUGAAGCUUUCAGAGACAAGAGAGAAUCCAGAAUGGCAGUCAAACAACAACAAGAGUCAUCCUCACUCCCAUUCCCAGUCAAUCUAAGAAAAACAAAAUCCGAAGCAGUUGAACAAUAAAAUUUCUUAUUUUCAC